CUUUUUGCUGGUCAAGUGAGUCGCCGCCGUGCUCUUUCUCGAAAUCGUAGUCUCUCUCCUCCACGCAUCGACGUCGCACCACCGUCUAAGUCGCAUAAACCACUGCCAGCUGAUUUAUCUCGUAUUACACGUAACAAGGGUUAGGUUUCAUCUUCCACUUUCUGCCAAUGCAAAGCUUGUAACUUUGUGGUAUAUACUAUUUACAUGGCUGCUUCUGAUCAACGCCGCUCUCUUCACCACGACGAAAGCACUUCAAAACCCAACAAGAAGAAGAAGGUAAGCCGAAACCCAGAAGCAAAUCUCCUCUUCGAUCUCAAUUCAUGCUCCAAGUCCAAGGACCUUUCAGCUGCAUUAGCUCUUUAUGAUGCAGCAGUCACAUCCGGUGAAGUACGCCUCAACCAGCAACAUUUUCAGACCCUUCUUUACCUAUGCUCGGCUUGCAUUAGUGACACAUCUCUUCAAAACCUUGCCAUUGACCGUGGCUUCCAGAUUUUUGACUGUAUGGUUAGCUUUGGGAUAAUUCCUAAUGAGGCAUCCAUAACUUCAGUAGCUCGGCUGGCUGCUGCUAAGGGUGAUGGUGAUUAUGCUUUCAAGGUUGUCAAGGACUUUGUUUCUGUUGGCGGUGUAUCCAUUCCCCGUCUGAGAACCUAUGCGCCGGCUUUGCUCUGUUUCUGCGAGAGAUUGGAGGCUGAAAAGGGUUAUGAGGUGCAAGAGCACAUGGAUGCUGCAGGCAUUGCAUUGGAGGAGGCAGAGAUCUCGGCUUUGUUGAAGGUAAGCGCCGCCACAGGCCAAGAAAACAAGGUUUAUCAAUAUUUGCAUAAGUUAAGGGAAUAUGUUGGCUGCAUUUGUGAAGAAACAUCGAAAAUUAUCGAGGAAUGGUUCUAUGGAGAAAAAGCUGGUGAGAUUAGUGAUAAUGGAAUUGGUUCUGAUGUCAGGCUGCGUAGAGAAGCUGUUUUGAAGAAUGGAGGUGGGUGGCACGGUCAUGGGUGGGUUGGGGAGGGUAAAUGGAUUGUAAAGAAAGGUAAUGUUAGCUCAACCGGAAGAUGUUUGACUUGCAGUGAGCAGUUGGCAUGUGUGGAUACCAAUGAGGUAGAAACACAGAAAUUUGUCGAUUCUUUGGUGGCUUUGGCUAUGGAGAGGAAGGCUAAGUUGAAUUCAUGCGAGGCAAAGGUGGUGUUCAGCGAGUUUCAGGACUGGCUUGAGAAACAUGGAGAUUAUGAAGCUAUAGUAGAUGGAGCAAAUAUUGGGCUCUACCAACAAAAUUUUGCAGAUGGCGGUUUCAGUCUUCCACAGCUUGAAUCUGUGGUGAAGGAACUUUACCAUAAAAGUGGUAACAACAAAUGGCCCCUAAUUCUAUUGCACAAGAGACGGGUCAGGACGCUUUUAGAAAACCCAACCCACCGGAAUCUGGUUGAAGAAUGGAUUAGUAACGGUGUCUUAUACGCUACUCCACCAGGUUCCAAUGAUGAUUGGUAUUGGUUGUAUGCUGCUGCUAAGCUCAAGUGUUUGCUUGUGACAAAUGAUGAGAUGAGAGACCACAUUUUUGCACUCUUAGGGAGCAGUUUUUUUCAAAAGUGGAAAGAAAGACAUCAGGUCCAUUAUACUUUUACAAAAGGUAAGCUGAAGCUUGAAAUGCCGUCGCCUUUUUCGGUUGUCAUGCAGGAAUCAGAGAAAGGGUCAUGGCAUGUCCCGGUUUCAUGCGAAAACAGUGAAGAGUCUUCAAGAACUUGGAUGUGCAUUAGAAGAGAGAGUGUUUUGGAUGUACCUAUGAUUAAUGGAAAGCUUGCAACUUCUUGAUAUUGGAAGAUUCUUACAGCUUACAUUACAAAACAAGAUCGUUUGUUUUUGGUUAUGAGUUUUAUUUUUUUGUCCUUUGAUGAUUAACACAAACACAUCAUUGGUUCUAUACUUCUAUGAUAGAGACUAUACUAUGCUCAUUAGAAAGAA
This is a messenger RNA of Capsella rubella, 1947 nucleotides long. RefSeq names its product proteinaceous RNase P 2. The coding region runs from base 205 to 1797 and encodes 530 amino acids. The record is from RefSeq and is a predicted model, not a curated record. Gene Ontology annotation, molecular function: ribonuclease P activity; protein binding. Lineage: Eukaryota; Viridiplantae; Streptophyta; Magnoliopsida; Brassicales; Brassicaceae. Gene Ontology annotation, biological process: tRNA 5'-leader removal. The transcript has 7 exons.